This is a messenger RNA of Brugia malayi, 528 nucleotides long. RefSeq lists its product as uncharacterized. The transcript is spliced from 5 exons. The coding region runs from base 1 to 528 and encodes 175 amino acids. Lineage: Eukaryota; Metazoa; Nematoda; Chromadorea; Rhabditida; Onchocercidae. The record is from RefSeq and is a predicted model, not a curated record.
AUGAAAAGUACUGGCGAAAACUCACUUUCAGCAGUAAAUGGAGAACAAUCAACUUUAUGUAUUUGUAGAAAUGUUUACUCUCUCGAGAUAGCUUUAUUGAUGAGUUCCUUACUGGGAAUGACGGGCUUUUGUACCCUCUGUGCCAUAUUUUUGUCAUAUUCUGGCGCCUUCAUCCUGCACAUUUGUCUUGCACUGAUCGGUGGUAUAGCCGUGCUAGUCGGCGUACUUACACAUUUUCCAACUGCUCUUCUUUUCUAUAUGAUCGUACAGAUAUCUUCUACUAUUUAUUUAUCAAUCAUUGCCGUUUUAUCCAUAAACGUAUUCUUCAAUCCCAGCAAAUGGAAAUUUAAUGAGGCCAGUUUUCUUGGCCAUACGAAUGAGGAAAUUCGAGAAAGUGGAGUUAUUCUGAUGUGCUUCUCAUUGUUACUUAUUCCAACAUCGGCUUGUUCCCUGGCUGCUGCUAUACAACUUUUCCAUCGAUGUGGUCAAAAGGAAAGUGAUAAUACGAAAUCUAAUGAAAAAGUUUAA